This is a messenger RNA of Drosophila takahashii, 1194 nucleotides long. It is a transcript of the gene Hmg-2, whose product is annotated as High mobility group protein 2. Gene Ontology annotation, cellular component: nucleus. NCBI's taxonomy places the organism in Eukaryota, Metazoa, Arthropoda, Insecta, Diptera, Drosophilidae. Gene Ontology annotation, biological process: regulation of gene expression. The record is from RefSeq and is a predicted model, not a curated record.
CAAAACAAUUUUAAAUGCAAUAGGCUCCCAAUCUAUUAAAAUAUGACGGAGCCAGCCAACGAGACCCCAGAUGCGGUGAUGGAAUCACCCGCAUCCCUGCCCAUCGCCUCCCAGUCCCUGGACUCGGCGGCCAUCGAAGAUUUGGAGGAGGACAAACCGGGAGCCAAGGGAAAGAAGAACAAGCCGAAGAACCCAAAGGGUCGCCACUCGGAAUCCGAUGUGGGAUCGGAGCUCAAGAAGCUGGCCCAGCGCAGGAUCAACGUGGCCGGAGCACCGAAGAUGCCGCUCAAUGGCUAUGUGAGAUUCAUGAACGAUCGCAGGGAGGAACUGCGUCGGGAGCAGCCAACGCGCACUGCUUUGGAGCACACGAGGAUCAUCGGCGAGGAGUGGCACCAGCUGCCCGAGGAGCGCAAGGUGCCCUACAUGGAGGCAGCCGCCAAGGAUAAGGCCAUAUACCAAGAGCAACUGCAAAUGUUUCUCAAGGAACACCCCGAAAUUGUGGCCAGAGAGCUGGCCAAGGCCAAAAAGGCCACCAAACUGGAGAGUUCGCCCAAGGAGAAGACGCAGAAGGGUGAAUCCAGCUUGGGCAAGGCGAAAAAAACCAAGGCAAAGGCGGCGGCGGCGGUAAAGCGGCAGAGCGAGGAUCCGGAUGAUGUGCCACUGGCCAAGGUGAAGCGGGCCCAGACUCCGCCGCCUGCUAACCCAACUCCUGCUCCCGUUCAUCCCCCUCCGAGCAGCGUGGCUCCACCACCGGCAGCACCCGCACCACGACCCCUGCAGCCCGGCGAGAUUCCCAUCUACACCAACGAGUUCAUCGAGCACAAUCGCAGCACGGAGAACGAGCUGCGGACGCUGCGCAAGGCCAAGACCGAUCUGGAGCAGCAGAACGCGGUGCUGGAGCAGCAUGUGGACAACACCAAGGCCGGCUACGCCAAGGUGAUGGGCGAGGUGACCGAGCUGAUGGAGGAGAACCGCCGCCUGGAGUCUUAUGUGCGCGGUCUGCGCCAGAAACUGGUGGCCGCCCUCGGCGGAAUCUUGCUGCCUCCGCUGGAGCCCAGCGGUCCCAGUGUGGGCAACAUUGACAAGUACAUACGGCACUUGGCGGGACUCGUUAGCCAGCCAAAUAAUGUCACCCUAAUCAAGGCUCGCGAAGCUCUGCGCAAGGUGGACACUAGCAGUCUGCUGAAGCCUUAA